CUAACACAUAAGUCAGAAGUCAGUCUGCUCAUUGUUUUAUUUACAGCUCAUGCGUUACCAGUAAAUAAAUAAUAAUAUAAAGUCAUAUAUCAUUUUAACGAUAAAAGAAAAAUGAAGAAACCUGCAGGUGUUUUCAUUACAUUAUAUUUAAUAUUCACAAUUUCAGGAAUAACCUGUGAUGAGAAUAAUUCAUGUAAAAGUAUAAAUGAAGUAUGUGCAGACGAUAAGGACUGUUGUUAUCAAAAAUGUAGUUUCUCAUUAUUUCACUUUCAACGAUAUUGUAACGAUAACACUAACGUAUUUAGUUCAAUAACAUCCUACUUUAGUACUAAAGAACAAAUUGGAAUAUGUUCAUAUACCGAACCGACAAAUAUGUCUGUUAGUAAAAAAAUGUAUGGCAAAUUCGGUUUAAAUGCUGCCCACGCUGCAUUACCAUCAGGCACUAUAGUCGAAGUGAAGCUGAACGAUAAAAAGUUAAUGGUCACAAUAAACGAUAGUCCUUUAAAAUCAAAUGAAGAAAUUUUGCAGUUUUCUAAUGAAGCAGCUAAGGUAUUAAAUAUUAAAAGCGGAGAAUCAAUGGCUUGCAAUAUAAUAGUACCCCGAAUGGAGAAUAACCAAUAUCUAAAAUAUCUUAAUUAUGUUUUACCAUACGUUAGUUUAUUCUCGUUAUUAUUUAGUUUUAUAUAAAUAUAACCUAAACAAUACAUUUAUUUCGAAAUUUAAAAUUCAGUUCUUAAAGGAAUAAAUUAGUUUGAUGCAGACUUUAGAUUCUAAGCCCAAGCAUUGUAAAAGUUUACAUAUUGUGUUUAAUCCAAGAACUCAACCUUUUUUUUUAAAUUAAGUAUU
Messenger RNA from Rhopalosiphum maidis (corn leaf aphid), 846 nucleotides. RefSeq lists its product as uncharacterized. The record is from RefSeq and is a predicted model, not a curated record. The transcript is spliced from 3 exons. Bases 112 to 687 code for a protein of 191 amino acids. NCBI's taxonomy places the organism in Eukaryota, Metazoa, Arthropoda, Insecta, Hemiptera, Aphididae.